GGGGAAACCCGGAGAGGGAAGCCUUUUAUAAAAGCCAAGUCCGGCCACUUUGGGAAGAAUUUGCAGGCAGGGAGACCGGGCUUUGGGUCCAAAAUGGUCGUCCGAUGAGCCAAUGACUGUCUCCAUAACUCUACUGAGCGGUGUGCCAUGUCGAGGGGUGCAGGCUGCUGAAAUAACUCCUGCAGAAUUACAGUCUGCUGUGAGCAUGUGUACAGAAACAAAGGGGACAUGUGGACUAAAGGCUGAGGCUUCUGGCUCCUAAAUCCUCUCUGCAAAGGUCAAUUACAUUGCAAUCAUCUCUGAAAAGAUGACCUCUGCCACGCCGCCCUGCUCCCGCAGCUCCUCCCCUCACAAGGUUUGCCACUCGCAGACACAGACGGACGUUCUGAAGCCGUUACUCGGUGGCGUUCUUUCCGGCGGGAGCGGGACUCUGCGGAAGAGGAGGCGCGUCCUGUCCAAAGAUGGGCGUAGCAACGUGCGCAUCGAGCACGUUAGCGGCAGGGGCGCGCUCUACAUGCGUGACCUGUGGACGACCUUUCUGGAAAUGCAGUGGCGCUACAAGUUCUUCCUGUUCACAGCCACAUUUGCAGGAACCUGGUUCCUGUUUGGGGUUCUGUGGUACUUACUGGCACUGGUGCAUGGAGACCUGCUAGAGUUUGACCCUCCGUCCAACCACACACCGUGUGUGAUGCAGGUACAGACUCUCACCGGAGCCUUCCUCUUCUCCCUGGAAUCCCAAACAACCAUUGGUUAUGGUUUCCGGUGCAUCACCGAGGAAUGCCCAAUUGCUAUAAUCCUCCUAAUAGUGCAGCUCGUCAUCACCAUGCUUAUGGAGAUCUUCAUCACUGGCACCUUUUUGGCCAAGGUGGCGCGACCAAAGAAGCGAGGUGAAACGGUGAAGUUCAGCCAGCAUGCUGUGGUGUCCACUCACGAGGGUCAGCCCUGCCUGAUGAUCAGAGUGGCAAACAUGCGCAAGAGUCUUCUGCUCGGGUGUCAGGUAACUGGCAAACUGCUCCAGACUUCACUGACGAAGGAAGGAGAGACGGUUCGUCUGGAUCAGAGGAACGUGGCCUUCCAGGUGGACACUUCCAGUGACAGCCCCUUCCUCAUUCUGCCCAUGACCUUUUACCACGUCAUCGAUGACAGCAGCCCACUGCGAGCUUGGGCAGCCAAGGGUGGUGGCUGGACUGAUCCAGAACUGGCCGACUUCGAGCUCCUAGUGAUAAUGAGUGCCACAGUGGAGCCGACCUCGGCCACCUGCCAGGUUCGUACCUCCUACUUGCCGGAUGAAAUCCUUUGGGGCUACGAGUUCCCGCCCGUAGUCUCUCUGUCCCCAUCAGGCAAAUAUGUGGCAGACUUUGCCUUCUUUGACAAAGUCGCCAAGACCAAGUCCAGCCCCAUCCUCACACCAUCAGGCCUUCAACACGGCUACCAGAGUAACGGGGGCGGGCUGGUGUCCGAGGUGUUGGAUCUUGACAAGAUUCGUCUGGAGCAGAGCUACAGGGAGCAGCGCGGCGAGGAGCGUGGCCGGGGAAGGGACGCUCCUCUCAGUGUUCGUGUCAGCAAUGUGUGAAGAGAUGAACUGUCAUAUUUACUUCAAGGAAGGCAACGUGAGAUUAGCAACAACAGAACAUCCGUGAAACAAUACUUCAAAAUAAACUGGAAGACCAAACUUUGAUGCAAAUGAUUUAAGGGAAAUCUUCUGGAAUAAUUCAUGCUUUACACUGGUUUGACUGGAAUCUCAUGGUGAUAAUAUACGUCUUAACUGCAGCUACUAUGUGCAUCUGAACAUACUUAUUCCUUUCACAUGUAGUGGGAGCACUUUUACCUAAAAAAAAAAAUGUGAUAGAAAGCAUUCACUAAAACAGGGGUGGGCAAACUUCUGGACUUCUGGUUCUAAAAUUUGACAUAGAGCCAGACCAGUAGCAGAUGUGUAGAUGUUUUGGUGAUUCCCCUCCUAAGAAGAAGAAAUACCAUGAAAUCUGGACAAAAACAUGCUUUUUUUCCUUUCAAAAUUGUGGCUCUGGUUUGCAUUUUUGUAGCCAUGGAUUUAUGUCCCUCAGGGAAAAAUGUAAACUUUGGUUUUGUCUGUCACUACUCACUACUUGGUGCACUAUCCCAGCCAACAAGGCCAAGUGGACCCCAUAUGGUUUAAAAGUGGGCAGAACAUGUGGGCCACGAAUGAGAUUGUCUGCAGUUUCCGUGGUGGCCCCACCUGUGUUUGCCCAGAUCGGCUCUACUGCCUAGGGACCGGCAGCCUGUGAGGCAAACCUACCUGCUCAGCUCCCUGGGCGGUGGCGUUUGCUUGCUCUGCCGGACUCUGGGCAGCGGAGCUCGCUACACUGUCCAGCUACACAGAAGCAGUAGUGACAUAACCCACUGAGUCCCCACUUAAGCCAAUGUGGGCAAACACCACAGAGUUUCUGUGGGGCCACCACAGAAACUGUGGGCAAACCCAAUUGAGGCCCACAUUUUCAACCAUUUGGGGCCCACUUGGCUUUGCUGGCUGGGAUAUAGUGCGUUCACCAUUUUGUAGAAAUGUCAGAAUCUACAAUUCCAAUAUCCAGUGCCAUAAAAAUUUCCGAGAAGUCUCUGCGAAAAAUUAGUAUGCAUCAAUGCUCUUUAAAUUAGUGAAUAUAGACCACUAAAAAUGUUCAUGUGAAUAAACUAUCCAGGUUUUCAUCAUUAGAAUAAAGCAGAUUUAUAUUUAUUAGGUUUUUACUUCAGGAAAUCAGUUAAAUGCCAUAUUUGCCUUUAAAAAAAAGUAGUGAACAAAGUGUUUGUGGCACUUGAUCGAUCCGCAAUAUAUCGUUUUUUAAAAAUUAGGGAGCAAGGAGGUAAUUCAGACACUGCCUUGGAGAAAGGCUGUACUCAUGUGGUGUUGGAAUGAAUGAAAAAAUGUCUCUGACUCGGAAAACACGCGAAGAACUUUCUUCCCCCAAUAAGCAAAAGUCAGUUCACUUGUCGUGCACCACCUACAGCAUAGGCCAAAAGUUUGGACACAUACCUUCUUAUUCAAUGGGUGUGUUUCUUUUCAUGUCUAUUUACAUUGGAGAUUCUCACUGAAGGCUGUGUAAGGGCUAUUCGACCAAGAAGUAGCGUGAUAUAGCCUUGAGGCGGCAGAUGACCUGGCCUGCAGAGUCAACUAGACCUGAACACCAUUGAGAUGUUUUGGGGUGAGCUGGACUGCAGAGUGAAGGCAAAGGGGCCAACAAGUCCUAAACACCUCUGGGAGCUCAUUCAAGAUUGUUGGACAAACAUUUCAGGUGACGACCUCUUGAAGCUCAUCAAGAGAAUACCAAGAGUGGGCAAAGCAGUGAUCAGAGCAAAGGAUGGCUAUUUUGAAGACACUAGAAUAUCAAAUAUGAUUUCAGUUAUUUGACCUUUUUUGCUUAGUACACGACUCCACAAGUUCAGUCUUGAUGCUUCAGUGAGGAUCUAUAAUGUAAAUAGUCAAAACCGCAUUGAUUGAGGAGGUGAAACCAAACUUUUGAUCUGUAUUGUGUGAGGAGACCAGAAUUACAAGGAAAACAUAACAAUAUUGUCGAUUAUCACUGUAAUUUGUUCCAGUUUGGUAAGUCAGAUUAAAUAGUUCGAUGGGCUGCAGUUUGCCCACCCCACAACAAACCUACAAACAAAGCAGUGUGAGAAUAUCUAAUUUAAGGUCUACAUACACUAGGUUAAAUAUGAAAACUGCAAAGAACAAAAUUAAAUAGAACAAAGAGUGAGCAGUUUUUCCAAAUGUUUGAGUUAUAGCUAAAUUUAAGGGCGGUUAGGGGAUGCAAAUGACAUGAGGUGAAACACCCACCACUUUUAGAGUAUCAAGAAAACUUCUUGUAAAAAUGUUUGUCUGAAUUAAAUUCUGAAGUUGCAACAUUCCCAGAAAGAACAACUUUUGGUCAAACACAACUCCAUUCAUGCCUAUGCAAACCUCCCACACACUUCCUGUAUUGUUAGUAUUGCCCUUGCUGUUGAAAAUCUUUGGUUAGAAUUUAUUUGCUGAUGACACUGUCGUCUUUAUGGUGUGUGUGGCAGCUUUGGAUGGUUAAGAAAAAAACAACUUUUUAGCACUUUAAAGUAUGUGAGCAUUCACUGUAAAUGUGCACCUUCAGGAGGUUAGUCGACUUUUUCUAUGAGGUUGUUUUCAUUUAAAGUUAAAAUUAAAUGAAAACUUGCAAUAACAGAAUUAGUUCUCUGAAGCCAAUAUUUUGUCUCAGUGGCUUUGCUGAGAUCCUUUCACUUUUCUAAAUGAGUUGGUGUAAAAAAAAAAACUGUCAGACACACAGAUUGUAAUUAAACACAAAUCUAGGAGCAAUAAGCUUUGAGGUACUAACACAUAAAGUAGCAACAAAUGACCUGAAGUCAAGUCAGCCGACAUGGAUGGAAGUGGUUCAGAACAGAACUAAUAGAGCUGUGGAAAUAUGACAGUAAAACCUUGAUGAUUAGAAAUGAUGAGUGAAACCAGACAGACUGUGGCUGAUGACAAAUGCAGUGGAAACUGCAUGUAUUUUUGAAGUCUACUUGUUUAACAGAAAUCUUUGGACUUUCCAUUGUGAUCACCUUGCAAUUGAUGAGCUCAUUUAAGAUUAUUCUGUAGGAAAUGAAAUAAUAAAGAUGACUUACAUGUUA
Oryzias melastigma (Indian medaka) is the source of this 4629-nucleotide messenger RNA. RefSeq names its product potassium inwardly rectifying channel subfamily J member 10. The transcript has 6 exons. Bases 308 to 1573 code for a protein of 421 amino acids. The record is from RefSeq and is a predicted model, not a curated record. NCBI's taxonomy places the organism in Eukaryota, Metazoa, Chordata, Actinopteri, Beloniformes, Adrianichthyidae. Gene Ontology annotation, molecular function: inward rectifier potassium channel activity. Gene Ontology annotation, biological process: potassium ion import across plasma membrane; regulation of monoatomic ion transmembrane transport. Gene Ontology annotation, cellular component: plasma membrane.